Messenger RNA from Oryza sativa Japonica Group (Japanese rice), 4861 nucleotides. Lineage: Eukaryota; Viridiplantae; Streptophyta; Magnoliopsida; Poales; Poaceae. The record is from RefSeq and is a predicted model, not a curated record.
UUGCAAUUUUUGUAGAUGAAAGGGGAAACGCUAGUCUGUGUGACACGUCACUCUCGUUCCGGCUCGGCCAGUCGCCGACGGCCAACCUCGCCUCCCAGUCGCUCACCGCCGCUCGCUUCCCGGCGGCUCAGGCGGGCGCGGCGAUUUCGCUUUACUCCAUAUAACGCCGCUGCGGGCCGGCGGCCGCGGGCGUCGGCCAUGUCCCCGCAUGGGGCUAUGGGCGUAGCGGCGGCUGGGACGCCGCUGAAGGCGGAGGAGAUGGCCGGCGGGUGUACUGGAUGGAUCUCCGUCGGCCCGUCGGCGACAGGAUGGAACGGCGAGAAUUUGGCAGCAAAUUGUUCAGCUGGAAUCAAUUAUUGCAAAUGGGGGUCAUUCAGCCGCAAAGCCGACUUGUUUGAAUGGCCAGAUGCAGCGAAAGUCUCUGACAGAGACAAAGAACAUGCAAGCAAUGAAGUCCACCGAGAACCAAGGACUGUAGUAGAAGUAGCAAAGUCUCUGAAGAAGAAAAUGUUAGAACUUAGUCCAUGAAUCACGGAAGACAAGUUGAGUUUGCUAACCGAGCAUCAGAUGAUUGGCACGCCUAUAAAUCAGAGAAUACGGUGCAGUAGCAUACAGUCUGUCAGAGCUUUGCUACUAGAUGACUUCAAAAUCAGGCUGCCGAUCUGGAUCAGAAGCGAACUUGAAGUGAACUGAGUGGCAGCUACAUCAGUCCAGAUUCAAGACAGAGUUCCAUUCCUUCUGUCUGGCCACAUGAUCCAGAUCUACAUUUGAACAUAGCUAGUCAAUAAUGAUGGUUAUUACAACUGGAAAGAUUAUCUUGAUUUUCUUAGCUUGCACUGCACAUGUCGUCACCUGCAGUUCCUUAUAUGGAAACGAGACAGAUCGAGUGGCACUGCUUGAAUUCAAGCAGGCAGUCUGUCUUGAUCCAAAACAAACCUUGAUGUCCUGGAAUGACAGCAUCCACUUUUGCAAUUGGGAAGGCAUCUUGUGCAGCUUGAGGAUUCCAUAUCGUGUCACUUCUCUUAAUCUUACAAAUCGAGGUUUAGUAGGGCAAAUCUCUCCUUCACUUGGAAACCUCACAUUUCUAUCAAUUCUAUCCCUUACAGAGAAUUCAUUCAGUGGACAAAUCCCUGCAUCCCUUGGCCACUUGAACCACCUCCAAACUCUCUGGUUGAGUAACAACACUCUGCAAGGAGUUAUACCAGAUUUUACAAAUUGUUCCAGUAUGAAGGCUCUACGGCUGAAUGGCAAUAAUCUAGUUGGAAAAUUUCCGCAGCUGCCUCAUCGCCUUCAAAGUCUGCAACUUUCAUACAAUCAUCUUAGUGGAACCAUUCCUGCUUCUCUUGCUAAUAUCACAAGGCUAAAUGUGCUUACCUGCACAUAUAAUAACAUCCAGGGCGAUAUCCCACAUGAGAUCGGAAAGUUAUCCAGCCUGCAAUUCUUGUAUGUAGGUGCAAAUAAGUUGGUUGGCAGGUUUCCACAAGCCAUCUUAAACCUUUCUACUCUUAUUGGUCUUAGCCUUGGGUUUAAUAAUCUAACUGGAGAGGCACCAUCCAAUCUUGGUAAUUGUCUACCCAACCUUCAGCUACUUGAAUUAGAAGACAACUGCUUUCAAGGGCAAAUCCCCUCUUCGUUGAUAAAUGCUUCCAAGCUAUAUCGUCUUGAGCUAGCAAGCAAUAACUUCACCGGUGUGGUGCCUAGAUCCAUUGGCAAACUAACCAAGCUAUCUUGGUUAAAUCUUCAGUCCAAUAAACUUCAAGCUCGUAACAAGCAAGAUUGGGAGUUUCUUGACAGCUUAGCCAACUGCACUGAGCUGAAAGCUUUCUCGAUAGCUAGUAAUCAUCUAGAAGGACAUGUGCCAACUUCAUUAGGUAACCUUUCUGUUCAGCUUGUACAAUUGUUUUUGAGUGGAAAUCAAUUAUCAGGUGGUUUUCCUUCUGGCAUAGCAAACCUUCCAAACCUGAUUUAUAUUGGACUGGACAACAACCAGUUUACUGGUGCAGUCCCAAAAUGGCUUGGAACUCUCAGUAAUUUACAACAGAUAUUGUUACAUGAGAACAUGUUUACUGGGUUUAUUCCAACAUCCCUUUCAAAUUUAUCUGUACUGGGAUCUCUCUGGCUAGACUAUAACAAAAUUGGAGGACCUUUACCAGCAAGCUUGGGAAACCUGCAAACGCUUGAAACAUUGAGCAUUUCAAACAACAAACUCCAUGGUAGUGUACCAAUGGAGAUCUUCAGAAUCCCAACAAUACGGUUAAUUGAUUUGUCUUUCAACAACUUUGAUGGGCAGCUUAGUGCCAGGGUAGGAAAUGCUAAGCAACUCAUGUAUUUAUAUCUUUCAUCCAACAAUUUAUCUGGAGAUAUUCCUAGUUCACUGGGCAAUUGUGAAAGUUUGGAAGGCAUCAAAUUGGGCUCGAAUAUUCUUAGUGGAAGCAUUCCUACUUCAUUAGGCAACAUAAGAAGUCUGAAAGUUCUCAACUUGUCUCACAAUAACUUAAGUGGAUCAAUACAUGCUAAUCUUGGAAAGUUAUGGCUCCUUGAACAAGUAGAUUUGUCAUUUAACAAUCUCAGCGGUGAGAUACCAACAGAAGGAAUAUUCUUGAAUGCAACUGCAGUGCACAUCAAUGGAAAUGAGGGUCUUUGUGGCGGGGCACUCAAUUUACACCUACCCACAUGUUAUGUCAUGCCUUUGAAUUCAUCUAGGAGUGAACGAUCUAUUUUGCUGUAUUUGGUGAUAUUAUUUGCUAGCCUGGUGUCAGUUAUAUUCAUAUAUCUAUUAUUGCUCUGGAGGGGAAAACAGAAGAAAAAAUGUACAUCUUUGACCCCAUUUGAUAGCAAAUUUCCCAAAGUUUCUUACAAUGAUCUCGCCAAGGCAACUGAAGGGUUUUCAGCAUCUAAUAUAAUUGGAAGAGGAAUAUACAGUCAUGUUUACAAAGGGGAAUUGUUCCAAGGCAGAGAUGUGGUUGCUGUUAAAGUUUUCAGCCUGGAGACAGAAGGAGCAGAACAUAGUUUUAUCACGGAAUGCAAUGCUUUGAGAAAAGUGCGGCAUCGCAAUCUAGUUCCUAUCUUAACUGUGUGCUCAAGUCUGGAUACUAAGGGAAAUGAUUUCAGAGCCCUGGUGUAUAAGUUAAUUCCACAAGGAGACUUGUAUUCUCUACUGCACUCAACUAGAGAUAGUGAGAAUGGUUUCACUUCGAACAUCAUUACAUUUUCUCAAAGGCUAAGCAUUGUUGUGGACAUAGCAGAUGCAUUGGAAUAUCUUCACCAUAACAACCAAGAAACUGUUGUUCAUUGUGACAUAAAGCCUAGCAAUAUUCUUCUGGACAAUGAUAUGAAAGCUUAUGUUGGAGAUUUCGGUCUUGCGAGGCUCAAAGCUGAUGCUGCAGUACCAUCUGUCGGUGACUCAAACUCAACUUCUAUGAUUGCAAUAAAAGGAACCAUUGGAUAUGUUGCUCCUGAGUAUGCAUCUGGUGGUCAAGUUUCAACUGCUGCGGAUGUUUAUAGCUUUGGAAUUGUUCUCCUUGAAGUAUUCUUACGGAAGGGACCGACAGAUGAUAUGUUCAAGGAUGGUCUGGAUAUUGCAAAAUUCGUUAGUAUGAACUUUCCUGACAAGAUACUAGAUAUUGUUGACCCUGUAUUACUACAAGACGAACUGGAUUGCUCAAAGGAAUCUCCAGUUGCCAUGAAGGAAAUCUUUUCUGAGGGUUUACAUUCAGUGCUAAACAUUGGACUUUGCUGCACCAAGCAGUCCCCGUACGAGCGCAUGGACAUGCGAGAAGUGGCUGCAAAGCUACAUGGAACAAGGAGGCAUAUCUCUGAGGCAACUAGUGCAGACGCCACGGCUCUACAAAAUGAGGCAGCUGAUUGCUGAUGGCCACUAGACUGCAGGCUGAAGGCUACUCUUCUCGCUGGUAAAUAACCUUCUUGAAUGAAUGUCGAUUGAUCUUUUAAUUUAAUUUGUUUAUGUUCAUCUAUUAAUUGACUGCUUUGGGGGCUUUUGUGGGAUGGGUCUCCAUGUAUCUACAGGCUUGUUUCUGUUCAUGAAUUUUAUGCAUAUUUAAUACCCCCCCCCUCUCAUGUUGCUUUGAUUUUUUUUAAAGUCAAACUUCUUGAAAGUUUGAUCAAGUUUAUAGAAAAAUAUAGCUAACAUUUAUAGCACCAAAUUAGUUUUAUUAAAUCUAACAUUGAAUAUAUUUUGAUAGUUUCUUUGUUUUAUGUUGAAAAUAUUGCUAUAUUUUUCUGCAAAUUUGGUCAAAGCUAAAGUAGUUUGAUUUAGAAAGAAAGUUAAAACGACUUAUAAUAUGAAAUUGAGAUAGUACACAUAUGAUUAGAAAGAUACUGUUAGAUGAUAAGAAAUUAUUGUUUCUUUGUUACCUAGAACUUGUUUUGCUAGCUUCUGGCUUGCAUCCCCUCUUUCAAGUCUUUGACACUAGAGCCCUUCUUUUCAAUGACUGGUGAUCAUAUUUCUUUUCUUUUUGUUUUUACGAAACUGCGGGAGUCAGAUUCAUCAUUCAUUAACUAGUAUAAAAAAUAUAUGCGUAGUAAAAAAACCAAAAGAAAGAAAAAUCAUAACUGUAUGUUUCUGAAUAAGUAUAUCUGCUAACUGUAUGUUUCUGAAGCUACUUCUCAACUCUGAUUCUGAAGUCUGAAGGACAGUUGCAUUCAUCAACCUAUAGCAGCAAGCAGCUUUCAUGUUGUGGAAUCUUUCUGACGAAACGAGGCUCUUGAAUGUUCUUUCAAAAAGAACACUUGCCAGACAUGUGUUGACCCCCUUUCUCUUUCUCUGUCUGCAUAUAUGAUAUAACCAAGACCUAGCACUAUUCGACCAAAGAGCUGGCCAUGAAGAUCACUAUAAUUGGAC